Molecule: messenger RNA, 1716 nt
Organism: Cuscuta campestris
Lineage: Eukaryota; Viridiplantae; Streptophyta; Magnoliopsida; Solanales; Convolvulaceae
Source: the annotation of a GenBank genome assembly
UCUUCUUCUCUAUUUUAGAUCUAUUUGAAAAUUUUGCUCACCAUCUUCUUCCCUUUUUUAGAUCUAUGAAAUUUUCGUUUUUUCACAUUUAUUUGAAAAUUUUGGAGAUCGUAGGGGUCGGAGGUGAGGCAGCGGUCAGAGGUAGCCGCGGAGCAGCAAGGCGGCGGAGGUAGCCGCGGAGCAGCAAGGCGGCGGUUGGAAUUGCUUAGUUUUACCUCGCCGGUGGAUGCUUUUGGUCCGCGGCUUGUCAAAAAAAAACUACGGAGGAGAAGAGCCGAAAAAAGCUGCGGAGGAGAAGAGCCGGAAAAAAAAAGCUACGGAGGAGAAGGGGUGGAGGAGAAGGAUGAAAUUGGAAGCUCUUUGAGCGCACAAAUGUUGGAGUUUAGCGAGUCCGAAUUGUUCCCGGAAACGCUACAGAUUUCCGAGGUGGGUUCGAGUUCCAACGGCGGCGGCGGGUACGAGGAGCAUUCCUCGUAUUCCACCCAUCUCCCCCUCACCCCUGACGUCAGCACGUUUGACCCCGGGUGUGGGGAGAUGAAGAAUCAAGUCGCCGCGGCUAACCAGAUGUCCGUCGGAGGCGGCGAGAACAACCACUUGUCGAUUAUAUUCGACACCGGAGACGACCUGUCGGCGUCGAUCGACUUUGGCCAGGCCGGUGGAGGCGGAGACGAAAUCUCCCUCCCUCCGCAGUUCCUCAACGGUCCCGCCCCCGCCGCCAUUGGGCUCGAACAAUUCGACAUCUCCUUGUUCGAGAACCACCAUGUUGCCGGCGGCGGGGGACAGCAGUACCCGCCGCCGGACAACCAGAUCGCGCAGCUGAUGGCGGCGGCCGCGGUUGCACCGCCGCAGAUGGGGUGCGAGGAGGAAUGCCUUUCUUCCGCACCUUCCUACUUGCAUAAUAUCCCUUCUUGUUCGUUUCUUGAUCCGAGUUUCGGCAAUUACCUGACGGGGAACCUCAGCCACGCCGCCUUGUCCGGUGAUAAUUCCGGCAUAUGCGCCGGCGGCGGCUAUUAUCUCGGAGCAGACUUACCUCCCCCGCCGGAAUUUCAAGGAGACAAUAAUAACAACAGACUUUUCUGCCCGGAUAACAUUCCACGUGUUUAUAACUGCCACACUGACCCAUUUCAGGCAAUAAAGAGUGAGAAUCAGCAUUUGGUUAGUGGAGGAAGUGGGGGCCACACAGCUUUGGCAUCAAACAUCACAUGCUUGGAAGAUACCACCUUUAAGGUUGGCAAGCUUUCUGUUGAAGAAAGGAAGGAGAGGAUUCAUAGAUAUUUGCAGAAGAGGAAGGACCGAAAUUUUGACAAGAAAAUCAAGUACCAAUGUAGAAAAACAUUGGCGGACAACAGGCCAAGGGUAAGGGGGAGAUUUGCCAAGAACGACGAUCUGGGGGAGGUAUCAGCAAGGGCAUUAUCGUCCAUCACCAGCCAGGAAGACGACACACUGGGUGACGUGGCAUCAAGACACAAUUUCCUCUACGACCCAAAUUACCCCGCUGCCCUCCCCGUCCCCGCCGCCACCGGCGGCCGGCGUUUCAACUCCAAUUGCCUCCUGCCACCUGGACCCGUCCCCGGCCCUUAUGACAUCUGUAACACCCUCUUCUUCGCUGACCCUAACAUGCAACGUUGAUUUUUUUAAUAUUAAUUAAUUAUAACAACGACAACAAGACGACAAAUUUAGCGUAAUUUCACGAAUGAUGUCUGACGGGGAGGGUAU